AUGUCCAGAUUACAUGCAGAGAUUAAGAAACAAAUAGCCCAAGGGAAUGUCAUUGAUGUCAGGUCAAAAAAACUUGGUAGAACAGGGCCAAAACCCAAAGAAUAUUCUGAUGAGUGGUUACAAUCUGUCCCCUUAUACAAGAGGACAACAGAGAGAAGCUACGCUGGAGCACUGAAUGUAUCACAUUCAACAAUUCACAGAUUAAGGAAGAAGGGCAGACUGAGAACUCACACAAGUCCAAACCAUCUAGCUUUGACUUCCAACCACAAAAUUGCAAGAUUGAAGUGGGUAUUAAGUCACAUCAAUCCAAUUCCAGCUCAUGGGGACCCAAAAUUUGCAGAUAUGCAACAAACCAUACGUAUUGAUGAAAAAUGGUUCUACUUGAACCAAGAAACAAGAAAAUUCUACCUCCUACCCAAAGAAGAAGAUCCAUACAGGUGCCAACAAUCAAAGAGAUACAAAGUCAAGGCAAUGUUUAUGGGUAUGAUUGGGAAACCUCUAUAUGCAAGGAAUGGGACUCUAUUGCAUGAUGACAAGUAUGGAAUAUUUCCAUUUGUCACAAAACAGAUGGCAAAGAAGAAAAGCAAGAACAGAGAUGCUGGUACAUGGGAAACAAAGGCUAUGCAGAAUGUGAACAAAGAUGCAAUCAGAAACAUGUUAAUGGAACACAUCAUUCCAGCAAUACAGGAACAAUGGCCAGCCAGUUUACCAAAGAACAUCAAAAUACAAUGGGAUAAUGCAAGGCCUCAUCAGAUUCCCAAAGAUCACGAAUUCAUUGAUGCAUGUCAUGCAAAUGGUUUCAACAUUGAAAUGGUGUACCAGCCAGCAUAG
Molecule: messenger RNA, 831 nt
Organism: Chenopodium quinoa (quinoa)
Lineage: Eukaryota; Viridiplantae; Streptophyta; Magnoliopsida; Caryophyllales; Amaranthaceae
Exons: 1
Coding region: 1-831 (276 amino acids)
Molecular function (GO): nucleic acid binding
Source: RefSeq, a predicted model, not a curated record